Molecule: messenger RNA, 4682 nt
Organism: Eucalyptus grandis
Lineage: Eukaryota; Viridiplantae; Streptophyta; Magnoliopsida; Myrtales; Myrtaceae
Product: disease resistance protein RPV1-like
Exons: 5
Coding region: 549-3158 (869 amino acids)
Biological process (GO): defense response; signal transduction
Molecular function (GO): ADP binding; protein binding
Source: RefSeq, a predicted model, not a curated record
AAGGGAACCGGGAACCGGAACCGGUCUCCUUGGAACCGGGAACCGAACCGGACCCUGCGGUGCGGUUCUCCGGUUCUCCGGUUCUACCCAGGAACCGUGCGCACCCCUACUCUCCGGCCUUGUAAACCCUUUCUACUUUCUUGUUCUCGCUCUCGGAUUUGGGCUCUCUCUCUCUCUCUCUCUCUCUCUCUCUCUCUCUCUCUCCUAUCCGGCGGCGCCCUUCGAUCUUCCCCUUUCUAGUCACAACUUAGUCGAUGUCUCAUCUCGGUAGGCCGUCUGUUAGCGCAUCAGGUGCUGACACAUUAGGAAUGGAGUUUGAAGUGUUCCUGAGUUUUAGGGGACCGGAUACUCGGGACAACUUUACUAGUUGUCUCUAUCAUGACAUGAUUGAGAAAGGAAUCCGCGUCUUCAAAGAUGAUGAAGAGCUCCGAAUUGGUCAGUAGAUUGGUGGAAAUCUUUUGCGAGCCCUUGACAACACUCAAAUCUAUAUCCCCAUCUUCUCUAAGGGCUUCGCUUCUAGUCCGUGGUGCCUCCGUGAGGUUGCGCAUAUGGUAGAUUGCACUUCAAAGUCGGACGGGAAGAAGGAGAUCCUCCCCCUUUUCUUCGAUGUGAAACCGGAUGAUGUCAAGCUUAGAACUGAAUUGUACAGUAAUGACUUGUCUAAGCAUGAGAAGAAUCAUUGUCCCGGUGUGGUGAAGCGCUGGAAAGCUGCUCUUCGUGAGGUUGCAACUAGAGUAGGCUGGACGGGGCAAGGGAAAGAGUAUGGAGAACUUUUAAAAUUGAUUGUUCGAGAGGUUCUACUUAAGUUGAAGGUGAAGAACAGACAUCUUCCCAACAAUCUAGUUGAAAUGGAUAAUGAAGAAGAUAUAGAGGAGUUGUUGAAAGUUGAUUCUGAUGAUCAUGUGCGUUUUGUUAUAAUAUAUGGGACGGGCGGUAUUGGUAAAACUACUCUUGCUAGCAUUAUCUUCAACCGCUUCCAAUCCAAAUUCGAUUACUCUAGUUUCCUAGAAGAAUUAUCACACCGUCAUGGUCUUUUACACGUGCAAAAGAAACUGUUAUUCGAUACAUUGGGCUCGCCCUCUGACAGAAUCUCUGACAUUAACGACGGGAUCAAUCAACUAAAAAGAGGACUGAAAGAGAAAAAAGUUCUGGUUGUUCUUGAUAAUGUGAAUGACAAGAACCAACUUGAGACGCUCGCAGGGAGCCACAAAUGGUUCACUCGUGGAAUCAGGAUCAUAGUCACAGUUAGGGAUAGAAGGACAAUUCUAGAUAGGAUAAUAAUAGAUGAGGAUGAGCAAAAGCGACAUGUUCGUUACAUAGAGUACCCGGUAAAGCUAAUGCCUUUGGAUCGUUCUAUUCAGCUUUUCAGUAAGCAUGCCUUUAGAAGCAAUACUCCUCCAAAAGAUUGGCUCAAUUUCUCAAAAGAUGUCAUUUUAAGCAUAGGGAGGCUUCCUUUGACUUUGGAAGUCGUGGGUUCCCUUUUUGCCGGUACGGACAGAUCAAAGUGGGAUGAGACAUUGAAGGAUUUAAAGCAAGUCCCAUGUCAGGAAGUUCGAGAAGCACUAAUGAUAAGUUUUAACAAAUUGGGCCGCCAUAACCAAGAAAUAUUCCUAGACAUAGCAUGUUUUUGCAUUGGCGAGGAUAAGAUGCAUGCGUAUUACAUGUGGACCGAUUGCGGAUAUUGUCCACAUAGAGCAAUUGAGGACCUUCUCCUUAUGUCAUUGAUAAAGAUCGAUGAGGACAAUACAUUUUGGAUGCAUAAUGAAGUUCGAGAUCUAGGAAGGUACAUUGUCAAGGAAGUGAGUUUUGAAGAUGCUGGAAAGCGCCGUUGGGUGGAAAUUGGUGAGAAUACUUUGGACAUACUGAGCAGCAUCGAGGAAAAAGGAGAUGUACGAGCACUCACUUUGGGUAUUACUCAUGACUUGACACCCGAAGAAUUAGCAUGUUUGCCAAAGUUGAGGUUCCUCGGAGGGCAAACAUUAAAUUUCGUAGGCGACUUCAAAAAUCUUCUUAAGAAACUGCAGUGGCUUUCUUGGCAUCAUUUCCUACCGAAUUUUUCAGCAACUAAUCUUCACCUAGUGAAUUUGGUCGUGCUCAACCUUUCGAGGAGCAACAUCACCCACGACUGGAAUGGAUGGAGGCAAAUCGAGAUGGCAAAAAGGUUGAAAUUUCUAGAUUUGACGGAAUGCUAUAAUUUAACUAGGACACCUGAUUUUUCAGAGUUUGGCAAGUUGGAGAAAUUGAUUUUUGCAAGGUGUUGCCAAUUGUCUACAAUUGAUAGCUCAAUCAGUAAGCUAAAAAGGCUAAGUACUUUGAAUAUUCAGGGAUGUGCAUCCCUUGAAGGGUUGCCCGAAGAAAUCGGUUCUACACAAUGCUUGUCGGAGAUUAUUAUGCCCCACUUUGGCAAACUAUUCAAGCUUCCCGAUACACUAGGCAAUCUAAAAUCUUUGACAAAGUUUGAAGUCAUAGGUCAUUAUGGUAUCAGCCAAAUUCCUCACUCUAUUGGAAGGUUGAAUCUUACACAUUUGGUUUUGUCCUCUUGCAAUAAUCUACAUGAGCUUCCAGACUCUAUUGGAGAACUAGAAUUGUUGAUCAAGUUGGAUCUAAGAUUCUCGGGGAUCUCCGUUCUCCCUGAAUCCAUUGGAAAGUUAAAGAAUCUCGAACAUUUGCUUUUACAUCAUUGUGAGAAUUUACAUAAGCUUCCAGACUCUAUUGGGGAAUUAGAAUCAUUGAUCGAGUUGGAUUUAAGUUUUUCAAGGAUCUCUGUUCUCCCUUCCAUUGAAAGGUUAAAGAAUCUCAAGUAUUUGCUUUUAUCAUGCAUAAAUCUACAUAAGCUUCCAGACUCUAUCGGGGAACUAGAAUCAUUAGUCGAGUUGGAUUUAGAAUUGUCAGGGAUCUCCGUUCUCCCUAAUUCCCUUGGAAGGUUAAAGAAUCUCAGACAUUUGUUUUUCUUUGCAUGCAUGAAUCUACAUAAGCUUCCAGAUUCUAUCGGGGAACUAGAAUUAUUGAUCAACUUGGAUUUAGAAUUCUCAAGAAUCUCCAUUGCCCCUAAUUCUAUUGGAGGGUUAACGAAUUUGAUGCAAUUGUCUUUUUCUAGAUGUGAGAAUCUACAUGAGCUUCGAACUCUAUUGGAGAACUACAAGCAUUGGUCGAGCUGAAUUUAGAACUCUCGGGAAUCUCCAUUGUCCCUGAUUCUAUUGGAAGGUUAAUGAAUUUGAUGCAUUUGUCCUUUUUUAGAUGCGAGAAUCUACAUGUGCUUCCGGACUCUAUUGGGGAACUACAAGCAUUGGUCGAGUUGAAUUUAGAGCUCUCAGGAAUCUCCAUUCUCCCUGAAUCCAUUGGAAGGUUAAAGAAUCUCAAACAUUUGCUUUUAUCUAAAUGUAAGAAUCUACAUAAUCUUCCGGAUUCUAUGGGGGGACUAGAAUCAUUGAUUAAGUUGGAUUUAGAUUUCUCGGGGGUCUCUAUUCUCCCUGGUUCUAUUGGAAGGUUAAGAAAUUUCACACAUUUGUCUUUUUCUGAAUGCAAUAAUCCACUAAAGCUUGCAUGCUCUGCUGGGGAACCAAAAUUAUUGAUCAAGUUGGAGAUAAAACUCUCAGAAAUCUCUGUUGUCCUUGAUUUCACUAAAAGGUUAAAGAGUCUCACGCAUAUUUCCUUUUUUGGAUGCAAUAAUCUACAUAUGCUUUCAGACUCUAUUGAGGAAAUGGAAUUAUUGGUCGAGUUGAAUUUAAAGUUAUCGGGAAUCUCCCUUCUCCCUGAUUCCAUUGGAAAUAUGAAGAGUCUAAAAGUCUUAAGCGUAGCACACACAAAGAUACACACGAUACCUUGUGCUCUUCGAAGGGUGGAGACGCUUGAAGAGCUCGAUGCCUCGUUUUGUCCGCAUCUCAUGGAUGAAAUUCCAUGGGAAAUGUGGAGCUUGACCCGUUUGAGGAUCUUGAACUUAGAUGGGAGCCCAAUAUCUACCGUGCCAAGAAAGAUAAGUGGUUUCUCUAGUCUCCAAACACUAAAAAUUACAAGUCACCGGCUUUUCCCGUUGCCACAGCUUCCCUCAAGUUUAAAAUGCCUAGUGGUUGCAGCUGCUGAGUUCCCUGUUCUUCCUGACCUCUCAAGCCUAGUUCAUUUAGAUUAUCUCGAAGUGCGUAAAGAAGAACGCAUGACACUUUGGAUCCCGAACGUGGUUUCCCCGCCUUGGAAGGACAUGCCCUCUACCAAUCGGCUUUCACUUAGCUUAUCAACCUUGAAACUUCACUCUAUUCCAAAAUUGCCAAAUAUUUCUGAUUUCCAAAGCUUGUCAAUUCUCUCUAUUAGCGAAUGUCCAAUGCCACGCUUGCCGGAUCUAUCACACUUGAAGAGGCUACAAAAGUUAAGUCUCACUCACUUCCCCAAACUGAUGGAGAUUCCAGGUUUGGGGAAACUGGAAUCGCUGAAGUUUCUGCACAUCAUCAGUUGUGAUGUGAUCAGAGAAUUGCCUAACCUGUCGAAGUUGACAAAUUUAUUGCAUCUCGAGCUGAGACACUGUGCAAAAUUGAGAGCCGUCCAAGGCUUGAAAGAAUUGAAAUUUUUGAAAAUUGCGGAGAUCAGUUAUUGCGUGUCCCUGGAAAGGUUGCCCAAAGUGCCGCCAUUCACCAAUUUGGAGACAGAAGGGACGCCGAAAUGCACCAUUCACCCAAGUAAGCGAUUGCGAC